ACUUCAAUCUUAUCUAAUUAUUAUAUCACAUAGCCUCCUCCUCCACUUACUCUCUCUCUAGAUCCAACCCAUUCCUUUAUUUCUGUCCGAGUUGAUCCUGAUUCGACAUUAAAAGUAUAUUGAUUUUUUUCCGAUAACGGAAAAAAAUGGAAACAACCCACCACCUCCACCCUCCACCAGGCGUGACCGAACAAGAGUUCGACACAUUAAAGAGUUCCAUAAAAGAAUUCCACACCUACAUCCACACGCGAGCCCAAUGUUCAUCUCUACUAGCGCAACACAUACACACCUCAUCCGACAUAGUCUGGUCAAUAAUACGCCAAUUCGACAAGCCACAAGUCUACAAACACUUCAUCAAAAGCUGUAGCGUGAAAGAAGGCUCUGUUAUAGCCGAAGGAUGCACGCGUGAUGUUAUUGUCAUAUCUGGGCUGCCAGCGGCUACUAGCACGGAGCGGUUAGACCGGCUGGACGAUGAGAACCACGUGAUGGAGUUUUCCAUCAUUGGUGGUGAACAUAGGUUGAGAAAUUACCGUGCUGUCACCACAGUGCACCAAAUUAAGCCCAACGAGACGAUUGUUUUGGAAUCGUAUAUGGUGGAUGUGCCCGAGGGGAACUCGGAGGAAGACACUCGGUUUUUUGCGGAUACUGUGGUAAGGUUGAAUCUGCAGAAGCUGGCGAAUGUCACCGAGGCUAUUGCCCGCGGUGCGGAGACUGCUGCUGCGGCUGAGUCGCUUAGUAUCAGGUGAUAUCAGGUGAAGGUGAUAUCUGCUACCGUGUUUUUACACGGGUUUUACAUCUACUUUUUUAUUUUAAGAAAAAAAAAAAAUUAAAGGCAGAAAUGUUUGAUAUAUUCAUUUAUUUCUAUAUUUAAGACCAUUAUUUUUAUUGAAAAGGCGACAAUACUCUUCUAGGGGUUUUUUGAAUUGACGUUACAUUAUUGAUUUA
This is a messenger RNA of Helianthus annuus (common sunflower), 945 nucleotides long. Its product is annotated as abscisic acid receptor PYR1. The record is from RefSeq and is a predicted model, not a curated record. Lineage: Eukaryota; Viridiplantae; Streptophyta; Magnoliopsida; Asterales; Asteraceae. Gene Ontology annotation, biological process: abscisic acid-activated signaling pathway. Gene Ontology annotation, cellular component: cytoplasm; nucleus. Bases 147 to 746 code for a protein of 199 amino acids. The transcript has a single exon. Gene Ontology annotation, molecular function: protein phosphatase inhibitor activity; signaling receptor activity; abscisic acid binding.